UGUGGGAGGAACUGUUUGACCCACUGCACGUGUUACUGCGAGCAGUACAUCGACGAGACUUCCAAGUGUCCAUGAACAGAUAUAAUCAGUAUUUGCAACAAGAAGGGAAGUUUAGUGGUACACACACGGCUUGGCCUCCUUUUCGCUUGCCUGGCGCCAGACUGCCAACGUACUGGAGACUGCCGAACUUGCUGCAUUGCAAGACCAUGCAUGCAUUGAUCUUCACCAUCCUAUAUAAGGCAGUGCAUGAGCCAAAUGUUUCUGAGCCAAUCAUCUACCUUUGCAUCUUCCUGCUGGAGAUGGCAGUGAAAACCACCUGUAUUGUAGUACAGGAACAGAUCACUGUUGCCCAUAAGGUCCCAGAUCUGAGAUAUGAUGCUUGGUUUCCUAGCAACAGUAUCUUCACCAACAUCCAGCACACAAUACGUGGUGUUUCCACGCAUAAAGAAAUCAGUGAGUUUGAUAGAGAGAUUGCCAUUCUGGAUAAGAUUGAACGAAGCGCACAGCAGUUUCUGGCCGCACACGGUGUCAAGGAUUAUGAUGUUGCAAGUGCAAUGCCACCCAGUGCUGCAGAUGAUGACAGUGAUAACUCCUUGGAGGAAGUGUGUGGUUCCCCUAAUCUGAGGCCAGACGGUCCUCUCGCAGGACCAUCUGUUCCCAUGGAGAUGGACCAUCUUAGGUCUUCGACGCCACCAGUAGAAGAGACUGUAGAGGUGAAUGAAAGCAUCCUGUCACUGCUAAUCAAGCUGCAUUCGAAGUUGUCAGAGAAGAAGUGCUCCUAUGUCCCUCGGAGUCAGCAGCAUGCAAAGAGCAGCAUGGGUGGGACAGAGGAGAGCAGGAUUGGCGACGGGCCACAUUUCGUUGGCCAGCUUCUCAAUAAGAUUGCAGCCCUCAGCAUGACGUGUGCCAAGUCUAUAGAAGACAUUUGUGAACAGAUGAAGCCUAAGACAGCAGCAGGUAGCAUGAGUGACAUGGACAAGGAGGAAAGAAAGAAGAAAGUUCGUGAAAGGCAAAAGAAGCUCAUGGAAGAAUUUGCUGGCAAACAAAAGAAGUUCCUAGAGCAGACAAUGGAAUAUGAAGAAGCUACUGAAGCCUCAAAAGAGAAUGAACAGAUGGAGGGUCAAGCAGAUGAGGAGGAAGGAGGUGUGCAAGAAUACGACUGUGUUAUCUGUGGGCAAACUACUGCUUCUACAGAGGAAAGGCCCGUCGGCAUGGUUACACUACUGCAGGCCACUAGUGUGCUGGGACACAGAACACACUGUAUCACUGGCGAUGGGAGGACGUUACCACUGGAUGAGAAGCCUUGUUUCUUCCACAACAACGAUUGUGGAACAGCCAUGGAUAUACGACUAGCCUCUCUGCAGCGACACUUUGAUGAUAAAUCCUGUUUGUUGUCAAUGAACAUCGGUUGGGAGGGAGGCGUGUUUGUGCAGACCUGUGGCCAUCACCUACAUCUCGACUGCCUGUGCUCUUACAUCGAGUCACUGAAGAACGAGCAUGUUCACGAGGCACAUCGAUCGUUUGAGCCAGAUAAGGGAGAGUACCUCUGCCCGCUGUGUCGGCAGCUGGCCAACGGCGUGCUACCUUGCCGGCCUCUGCCGCGGGAAGAGAAUUUCUCUGUUGUGCCAGGAUACACGGACAUGCACAAACUUGCCAAGGACGUAAUGGACUUACUGCAGAGAGACAACCAGCAGCCUAACCCAUCUUCUGAACUGUACAAAUCCAUGACAACGAUGAUGCAGGAUCUCACCAAUGCCACGUAUCCCAAGUAUAGAAACUACAGCAAAGUACCGUGCAAUGAGAGCAUCUUCCUGUUUCUGUCAUCUAUUGCAAGAACAAAUCUAGAGCUGGAGCUUUUGCAGAAAGGUGGUUCCAUGUGUAAUAGAAACCUUGCUCUUCCUCCACUCUCUGCCCCUACAAGGAAAAUGUGCACAGGUGCUCUGAUGCGGGUCCUUGGGCUUCAUGCAAAAGUCAUGCAACCUAAUCACUUUAUCUUACUCUGGUCGUCUGUGACACGCAUCCCCGCCUCUGAGGAUAUCACCAGCGUUGCACUGGCAGAGCAGCCCCUGCCACUGCUAUUGCAGGAUCCAACCACGUUGCUCAUUCACCUAGUGCUCAUGCUACCUCUGGGAAUAAACAAAGCUUACUACACGUGCAUAGUACGUUCGCUGUACAAUGUGCAGGUUGUGCAGGCUCUAGCCAUUCUCAGUUGUGACCUCACAGAUAGUGAGCGUGAGGCAUGGAGGCAAAAGACAAGCAGUCAUAAUCCAGUGGAGCAAGCACUAGGGGAGGUGAUCUCUCAUCUCAUCUACAGCUGUCUCUAUGAGGCAUCAGAUGAGACUGUAGAGACAAGCGUCACUCUCACACAUGCCAUCUGGACAGAACAAUCAGUCGAAAGCUCAACUCGUGUGAUGAUCUUGCCAUAUCUACGUACAGCGGCCAUGUUGCUCUGCCAUCUCUAUGGAGAUGAACUCCCAGGUGUCAAGAACGCAGAGGAGGAGUUUGUAUGCCUGGCCGUGUACCUAGGUCUGUGCACUCAGUCAAGUGUUGACGUAGAUGUGAGUUGCAUGUCUAUGAUGCAGUGGACGUAUAACAAACCACCAUACACAAUAAGGAAUUGGUGCCAUCAGUUCAACUCCUUUGUUAACAAGAAUCCAAGCGCAGGAAAGAGCCUGAUGCUGCGCAGGUUUGCCUGGUGCCUCCCUGCAUUAUUGCGCCUGCCAAACGAGUACGACAAGAUCUUCACCUACUAUCGCACGAAGCAGUGCUACAAGUGUAGCUCGGUGCCGAAAGAGCCCGCCGUGUGUCUCAUAUGUGGCAUGUUCGUCUGCAUGAGGGACAAGUGUUGCAAGCAGCAAUCUGCAAUGGAGUGUGUCCAGCACUCUGUAGACUGUGGAGCAGGCACUGGUGUGUUCCUUGCGAUCAACUCUUCUCUAGUCAUUGUGAUCAGUGGUGCUCGUGCUGGCAUCUGGGGAUCAGUGUACCUGGAUAGCUUUGGUGAAGAGGACAGAGACUUGAGACGAGGCAAGCCACUCUAUCUGAGUGAUGUAAGGUACAGACUCCUAGAGCAACAGUGGAUCAACCACAGCUUCGAUCGAACUGUGAAGAAGUGGAUCUGGCACAGGGACAACCUUUGAAAUCCAUGCACGUGACCACAUUGCUUGCAUCCAUGUCGGAGAUCAGGACAGAGCACAGUAUCGAUGAACUGAUACAAUUUUAGUGAAAAUGUAAACAUGUAAAGUUGUUAAUGUACAGCCAUUAAAAGGUUUGUGUGAUGCUAGAGCAAGAGCAAUUUUUCGUUCACUGUGCAGUGUCAACAAUUUUCUUACAUUAAUCCAUCGUCACAGUAAAUAAUACUCUUCCAAACUAUCUAAAUAACCUGGUCACGUAAUAGUGGUGUGAUGCAAAAUAUUACUAGGAUGUUAAAAUGAUAUAGUUACACUUUGUUUUCACUAUAGAUGGCGUGGUUGUCAUCUAUCACAGCAUACGGUUCAAUUAUUCUUACCCUUCAUGAAGAAAGUUAUCUGGAAAUAUAUCAUUAUCCCGUUGAUGACGUUAUGUAUAUUAUAAUACAUGCAUAAUGUAUAUUGUAGUGUUUGCUAGAUGUCUUUCAUAGUGAAAGAUUCUCUUAUAAGCACAAGUUAAUCUACUUGUCUCCAUCUAGUUCCACAGUUUUCUGUAAUGGAAACAGUGACACUGGCAGUAACAAAAAUGGAAAGACAUUCAUUGUAUCAGCGAUUUCCCACUCAGCAUUAUGGGAAUUAAUACCGUCAGUUUUAUUAAAAAGACUUAGUAGACUUACUGAAUUUACUGGAGGAGUAAGUAGAAUGUGGCGUUUCCGAUUCAACAUUAUCAAUAGAUACUGUUUUUCCUAUCACAGCAUGUGCUGAAAUGAUCGGCUUGGGUUGCGUCGUUUUUUCAUCCGCAUAUGUAUAGAGUGUAUUCACGUUACUGCUUAAUCCCACAUAACGUUAUCGCAUGUACAUAGACGACCCACUGAAGUGUCAUUGGGAGAAGGAUGUUUACUAUAUGCGCGUACUAUGCACUGCAUAUGACAAUUAUGUUUAAUAUUAUUGUCCACCUUCCGAAAUAGUGUGAUGUGAUAUUUAUAAUAUACAGAGCAGGAUAACUAUCAUUUUUGCCGUUUUUGUUUUAACUAUGAUGACUGUUGUUCUUUGAAAGAAGUAUGGAAAUGGAAGUAGCUGAUGAGUUUCUCUGCAGAUAUCCUGCACACGGUUGAAUUUGUAAUCGUUGCUAUUCUGGAGUAAAUUUAAAAUGCGUUAGGAAAUGAUAGGCAGGGGUGUGUUGUACAGGCGCACCUACGUUUUAUUCUUAUAGAUGGUACGAAUUAAAGAUGAAAUUACUAUAACUGGUCUAACGGUCAACGGUCAAUUUCAAAACCAGUGGCGUGGCGUUUACCGUAAUACUCUUAUCAGAUCACACAGAAGUGCUCUUUUGUAUAUUAGAUGGAGAUGGGACUCCUUUCUUUCUCAGUCCAACGCAAUUUUAUAUAAGACGACGAGAAUUUUUAGCCAGUACCUUAUAGCACUCAUAAUCGUGUUCCUAUAAAAUGGAAUUCAACGAUAGGUGUUUGUGACGUUGCUGAUUGCUUUUUUCACCUUCUGAACACGCCGAGAUUACAGUUGUCGUGGGUGUUUGCUGUGCUAACCGGCGUGUGAUAUUUCUGUAUGUUCAUCGAGUGCAUGUGAACAUCCACAUAGCCUAAAGAUUAGAGAAAGGAAGAGGGAGCGAUACGUUGCACAUUGGUGUAUAUAUUCACGUGAUGCGAUGGGUUUUAUUCUGGAAUGAGCUAGUGUAAUAGUGGGAAUAAUUGCAGUACAGUUCCUCAAUUCUUGUGACACCCUAUUUUAUAGGUGGCAAUCGUGAAGUAAAAUUUUCUGUAGAUGUGACGUGAUCACGUAAUUUCAGUCUGAGAUACGUAAAUAUCAAUUAUAUAUUGUUUUAAACAUCAA
Messenger RNA from Priapulus caudatus, 4973 nucleotides. RefSeq names its product E3 ubiquitin-protein ligase UBR3-like. Gene Ontology annotation, biological process: protein ubiquitination; ubiquitin-dependent protein catabolic process via the N-end rule pathway. Lineage: Eukaryota; Metazoa; Priapulida; Priapulimorpha; Priapulimorphida; Priapulidae. Gene Ontology annotation, cellular component: ubiquitin ligase complex; cytoplasm. Bases 72 to 3137 code for a protein of 1021 amino acids. The transcript is spliced from 21 exons. Gene Ontology annotation, molecular function: ubiquitin protein ligase activity. The record is from RefSeq and is a predicted model, not a curated record.